AUGGGUGCCAAGCAGUCGCUGCAAGAGUUCCAAGCAAUUCCGCUCGUCCCGACCAAGCUCGGCGGCCUCAGCACCAACUACGUAUCGACAGAGACCGCCACGUUCGUCAACGCGCCGCAAGGCUUCCUCAACGUGAUGACGGGCGGUACGGAGCUCGGCCUCCGUGCGACCAGUGGCCUCCUGUCCACGUCCGCGCAGCUGGUGAGCGACAACAGCCGCGAGGUCGUGGCGACCAUCAAGAAAGCACUCGUCGCCUUCCGCGCCACGUACCACGUGUACGCCGGCGAGUCCAAGACGGAGCUGCUCAAGCUCGUCGUGCACAAGAGUUACUUCGGGUCGACGUACACCUGCAACGUCUCUGGGAACGGCGGUCGCUACACGCUGGUGUGCAAAGGCAAGUGGUCCCAACGCAUGCUCAUCACGUGCAACGGCAAGGUCGUCGCCAAGAUCCGCCCGCCGCCAACCGGCACCUGCGCGUACCUCGACGUGGCGGCCGGUGUCGACGCCGCGGUGCUCUGCCUCGUUCAGCACAUCGCAGUCCAGUGCGAUCGAUCCAAGGCUUCGUGUCUCGACUGUGACGAUCUCGAUGUCGACUUUUAA
Saprolegnia parasitica CBS 223.65 is the source of this 600-nucleotide messenger RNA. RefSeq lists its product as hypothetical. The coding region runs from base 1 to 600 and encodes 199 amino acids. Lineage: Eukaryota; Oomycota; Saprolegniomycetes; Saprolegniales; Saprolegniaceae. The transcript has a single exon. The record is from RefSeq and is a predicted model, not a curated record.